AUACAAACGUGAGAAAAAUGAUUGAUGCAUCAAUAUUUGCAAGUUUGCAGAAGAUACCUUUUCAAACAAGAUAUUUCUUUUCUUUUAUACUGUAAGACACGAAUGAAAUACUUAAUACAUCGUUAAUACAACUAAAUAAUCAAUAUUCAUGGAUCGAUGUUGCUUGAAACAAAUAAUGCCAGGUUGUCAAGUAAUACAGUGAAUGUCAGCUGUCACAACGGGAAAAUAUUAGUUGUCGCGCGUUGUUUGUUGUAAUUUGUGUAUCAUUUGACUGCAAUGGAUUGAGUUUUAAAUGAUUAUUGUGGUUAUUACAAAUGUUUGAAAUGUUUAUGUGAAGAUAAGUGAUAUUAGACCGUAAGAAUGCCACCUACAGUUCAAACAAAUGAACCGGACAGGGAGAAACGUCCACAGCGGUCGGGCGAAAGGAGGACGGAGCUGGUGACACGCGUAAAGUACUGCAACACUCUUCCAGAUAUACCUUUUGACUUAAAAUUCAUUACAUAUCCAUUUCCCUCGACUCGAUUCAUUCAAUACAAUCCAACCUCUUUGGAAAAGAACUACCGAUAUGAGGUUCUCACGGAGCAUGAUUUGGGCGUACACAUAGAUCUCAUAAACCGUGAUAUUUAUCAAGGAGACGGUAAUGCCUUAUUAGAUCCAGCUGAUGAAAAAUUACUGGAAGAUGAUAUCCUUACCCCACAAGAUUCUAAACGGUCGCGUCAUCAUGCCAAAAACGUAUCUUGGUUGCGACGUUCUGAGUAUAUCUCUACAGAACAGACGAGGUUCCAGCCUCAGUCUAUGGAGAAGGUUGAAGCCAAAGUCGGUUACAAUGUCAAGAAGAUCUUCAGCGAGGAAACUCUAUACAUGGACAGGGAGAGUCAAAUCAAGGCUAUUGAGAAGACAUUUGAAGAUAACAAGAAACCCAUUGAGAAGCACUACAGCAAACCAGGAGUUACACCCGUGGAGGUCAUGGAAGUGUUCCCAGACUUUGACAUGUGGAAGUAUCCAUGUGCCCAGGUCAUAUUCGACUCGGACCCUGCUCCGGUUGACAAGAAUAUCGCUGGACAGAUUGAGGCUAUGUCUCAAGCUAUGAUUAGAGGUGUGAUGGACGAAAGUGGAGAACAGUUUGUGGCAUACUGCUUGCCCACAGAGGAAACAAUACAGAAACGUCGCCGUGACAUCAAUGAGAACAUACUGUACAUGGACGGAGACACUUAUGAGUAUAAGAUGGCUAGGGAGUACAACUGGAAUGUUAAAAGCAAAGCUUCUAAGGGUUACGAAGAGAAUUACUUUUUGGUGGUACGCAACCACUGCGUAUACUACAACGAGUUGGAGACCCGUGUCCGACUGUCAAAGCGUCGCGCUCGCGCCGGCGCCGCGGCGCAGGCCCUCACUAGACUGGUGGUCACACACCGACCGCUCAGUGCGGCUGAACAUCGCAUGCUGCGGCUCAGAGAGAAACAACUGGAACCUACACAGGAGGAGGAUGAAGAAGAAGAGGAAGAAGAUGACGAUGAUGAUGACAAUCAAAGACAGAACAGGGAAAAGGAUAGGUCGCGAUCCCGAUCGAAAUCAGGUUCCAAAUCGCCACAAGGAUCCGAGCGAUCAAAAGGCUCAAACAGGUCAAGGUCAGGGUCACGCGAGCGAUCCAAAUCGAAGUCCAAAUCAAAAUCCAAGUCCAGAAGCCGCUCCCGAUCUGGUUCUGGGUCGAGGAAGUCCAGAUCUCGCUCUGGAUCCGCGCAAUCUGGUUCUGCUAGGUCCGGUUCGGGUCGGUCUCGUUCCCGUUCCCGUUCCAGGUCCAAGUCCGGAUCCCGAGCCUCAUCCCGGGCGUCUUCCCGGGCUAGCUCAAAGAGCGGCAAGGGAUCGCGCGCUAGCUCAGCCAGCAGGGGAUCUAGGGCUAGCUCUAAGGCUAGUGGCAAGGGCUCUCGCACAAGUUCUCGCGCCAGUUCCCGCGCGUCAUCGCGAGCUAGCAAGCGUUCGUCCCGCGCGUCGUCGCGGGCGUCGCGAGGCUCGCGCGCUUCAUCCAAGGCGUCUGGCUCCAAGGCAUCGUCCCGGGCUAGCUCCAGAAAGAACUCCGCGUCCGGCAGCGGAUCUGAUCGGUCUAGGAGCCGGUCUGGCAGCGGGUCUAGGCGGGGAUCCCGCAGCCGCAGUGGAUCAGCGUCUAGCGCCUCAUCUCGGCACAGUGGCUCCGAUUGAAUACCAUGAAUGUGUUCACCACAAGACAAUCCAAUUUAACUUGACCCCUUCGAAGCUUACCACGACUGACACAAGAUGUACCUAUCUCUGUCUUU
Molecule: messenger RNA, 2288 nt
Organism: Trichoplusia ni (cabbage looper)
Lineage: Eukaryota; Metazoa; Arthropoda; Insecta; Lepidoptera; Noctuidae
Gene: atms
Product: RNA polymerase II-associated factor 1 homolog
Exons: 10
Coding region: 361-2193 (610 amino acids)
Biological process (GO): transcription elongation by RNA polymerase II
Cellular component (GO): Cdc73/Paf1 complex
Molecular function (GO): RNA polymerase II complex binding; chromatin binding
Source: RefSeq, a predicted model, not a curated record